Messenger RNA from Drosophila obscura, 2672 nucleotides. Its product is annotated as soluble guanylate cyclase 89Db. Gene Ontology annotation, molecular function: heme binding; oxygen sensor activity; guanylate cyclase activity. The record is from RefSeq and is a predicted model, not a curated record. The coding region runs from base 384 to 2390 and encodes 668 amino acids. Gene Ontology annotation, biological process: response to oxygen levels; nitric oxide-cGMP-mediated signaling; cGMP biosynthetic process. Lineage: Eukaryota; Metazoa; Arthropoda; Insecta; Diptera; Drosophilidae. The transcript is spliced from 2 exons. Gene Ontology annotation, cellular component: guanylate cyclase complex, soluble.
AUAUAUAUCGAGUGUUAACGUGUCCGCGAGGAGAAGGCGGCUGUGUGUGAGCAGCAUAUGCCCCAAAAGUGCUUGUGCGAGUGUUCGGGCAGGUUCCCCUGAAUUAUAAAUAAGCGAAAAGCAAAUGCCGCGUGGAUAAAAUUAAAACUUCAGAUAUACUCGUACCAGUAUAAGUGCGAAACAAAAGUUGAAUAAGUAUUUGGAAUAUCUGAUGGCGAUUUAAUCAUCUGUAAAAGGCGAAAAGGCAAUCUAAAAGAAACUUUUUGCACAGGCAAUUUUUGCGACAGACAGACCACCCCCAACUGACCAUCCCCGAGGAGGGACCCCAACAGAACCCCCACUGACCAUCUCCAAGAAGCGACCAGGAGCAAACAGCCGCCAUCAUGUAUGGGAUGCUGUACGAGAGCGUGCAGCACUACAUCCAGAAGGAGUAUGGGAUGGAGACGUGGAAAAAGAUAUGCCAGAUAAUCGACUGCAAGCACAACAGCUUCAAGACCCACCAGAUCUAUCCGGACAAGAUGAUGCCGGACUUUGCCGCCGCCCUCUCCGCCUGCAGCGGCGAGUCCUUCGACUUCUGCAUGAACUUCUUUGGGAAAUGCUUCGUGAGGUUCUUCACCAACUUUGGCUACGACAAGAUGAUUCGCUCCACGGGUCGAUAUUUCUGCGACUUCCUGCAGUCCAUCGACAACAUUCAUCUCCAGAUGCGGUUCACCUAUCCCAAGAUGAAGUCCCCGAGCAUGCAGCUGACCAACAUGGAUGACAAUGGAGCUGUCAUCCUCUAUCGCAGUGGGCGAACGGGCAUGUCCAAGUACCUCAUUGGACAGAUGACAGAGGUGGCUAAAGAGUUCUAUGGCCUGGACAUGACGGCGUAUGUUCUGGAGAGCCAGAACGACAUUUGCGGCGGAACAGCGGGUCCCAUCAAGCUGUCGGAGGGUCCGAUGACGGUGAUAGUCAAGUACCGCCUGGACUUUGACAAUCGCGACUAUAUGGCCAAGAGGGUGAACGUCGUUGCCCAUCCGUCGCAGCUAAAGAUGCCAUCGGUGGACCUGAACGUGUUCCUGGAGCUGUUCCCCUUCACGAUUGUGCUGAACCACGACAUGAAGAUAACUCUCGCUGGCGAGAAGAUUAUCGAAACGUGGAUACUGCACAAUCCGGGGGUGAAUCCGAAGAACUUCAUUGGCAGUCAUGUCAUGGAUUUGUUCAAGUGCCGGCGGCCCAAGGACACCAAGAUCGAAUGGGAGACAAUUCUCCAGAUGCGAACGGUUCUCUUCGAGUUUGAGCUCAUCCGCACGGGUCACAAUCGCGCCGCAUACGACGCAGCCCUAAACAUUGACUACGACACCUUCGACGAUGCAAGUCUCAACGAGGCCCAGACCAUGGCCCUGGCCAGUGCCCAGGAGUUCAGUGUGGAGCACGCCAAGGAGGACGAGGCUGCUGCUGCCGCCACGAAGGAUGAAAUCGACCCUGCAACGGGACAGCGUCGUCCCUCAGUGGGACUCCGAUCCAUUCUGCUCAAGGGUCAGAUGUUCUACAUCAAGGAUGUGGACUCGCUGAUAUUCCUGUGCAGUCCAUUGAUCGAGAAUCUGGAUGAACUGCACGGUAUUGGUCUGUACCUGAACGAUCUCAAUCCGCACGGCUUGAGCAGGGAGCUGGUCAUGGCUGGCUGGCAGCACUGCUCCAAGCUGGAGAUCUUAUUCGAAAAGGAGGAGCAGCGGUCCGACGAACUGGAGAAGUCGCUGGAGCUGGCUGACUCUUGGAAACGUCAGGGCGAUGACCUCCUCUACUCCAUGAUCCCUCGUCCCAUUGCCGAGCGUAUGAGGAAGAGUGAGGAGCAUGUCUGCCAGAGCUUCGAGGAGGUCUCGGUCCUCUUCAUCGAGGUCAUGAAUGUCUACGACAGCGGUUCGAACAACAUCCAAGACGCUAUGCAAGCUGUCACCACAUUGAACAAGGUCUUCUCGGCUCUCGAUGAGGAAAUCAUUUCCCCGUUUGUCUACAAAGUGGAGACCGUGGGCAUGGUCUACAUGGCUGUGUCCGGAGCACCAGAUGUCAAUCCUUUGCAUGCGGAGCACGCAUGUGAUCUGGCCCUGCGCGUGAUGAAGAAGGUUAAGGCUCAUGCACUGCCAGGCGUGUCCAUCCGCGUGGGCAUCAACUCGGGGCCCGUGGUGGCCGGAGUCGUUGGCCAAAAGGUGCCCCGAUAUUGCCUGUUCGGGGACACGGUCAACACCGCCUCUCGCAUGGAGAGCAGCAGCGAUCCCUGGAAGAUUCAACUCUCCAACUACACAGCCACAAAGGUGCGCAAGGUCGGCUACAAGUUGGAGCUGCGUGGCUUUGUCACGGUGAAGGGAAAGGGUGAGAUGGAAACUUUUUGGCUGCUGGAAGGACCAGAGUAAUAUUGUAGCACCAUCAUUUGACCAAUAUCUAAUGGUAUUCAUAUCACCCUCUGCUCGCUUUGUAAGAGAGCUCACACCAAAUAUGUACAAAUUUUUAAAAUAAAGCGAGUGGGAACGUUGAUUCGCUUCUAUUGCCGCGACUCGACUUUUAUACCCGUACUCAGUCAGUAUAUAAAUAUUUGAUCUGUUUAAAUUUGUUCCCUACAUCUGGCAUCUACAUUAAAAACUCUAUUCUUAAACCUCUGACAGAGGGCGCAUACAGAGACAGAGAGAGAGAGAGAA